AUGGCUCUCAAUUUCUUUUUGAGUGGGGAAAUCCUGUAUAGGAGGACUCCAGAUUUGGGUCUUCUAAUAUGCGUUGAUGCCGUCGAAGCUGCGAGGCUUAUUGAACAGAUACAUGCUGGAGUUUGUGGCACACAUAUGAUUGGACUCAUUUGGUCAAGAAAGAUCUUACGAGCCGGGUAUUUCUGGAUGACUAUGGAGAAUAACUGUUGCAAAUUUGUGCAAAAGUGCCACAAAUGUCAAGUGCACGGUGAUUUAAUCAGAGUGACACCUCACGAACUUAAUGGUAUGAGUUCACCUUGGACAUUCGUAGCUUGGGGAAUGGAUGUCAUCAGUCUAAUAGAGCCAUCCUCUUCUAAUGGACACAGAUUUAUUUUGGUUGUCAUUGAUUAUUUCACUAAGUGGGUAGAAGCAGCUUCUUACAAGUCGGUAACCAAGAAAGUGGUGGCGGAUUUUGUUCCCAAAAAUCUGAUAUGCAUGUUUGGGGUACCAGAAUCCAUUAUUACCGACAAUGGUGCAAAUCUCAAAAGUCACUUGAUGAGAGAUAUAUGUGAGAAAUUUAAGAUUACUCACCGAAACUCAACCGCUUAUUGUCCCCAAAUGAACGGAUCUAAGAGGCGGCCAAUAAGAAUAUCAAAAAUAUUUUGA
Molecule: messenger RNA, 645 nt
Organism: Solanum lycopersicum (tomato)
Lineage: Eukaryota; Viridiplantae; Streptophyta; Magnoliopsida; Solanales; Solanaceae
Source: RefSeq, a predicted model, not a curated record